UAAUGAAAUGCACAAAAGUAUCUGUUUUGUGAGAUACGAACUUCGUAAGGUAAUUGACUUGUGUUUAUUUGCAACUUUUCAUAGACAUAACUUCACUGCAAUGAGUAAAAGAAGAGCUUCAUCUAAAACCGGAUCGUUGAAAAAGCGAGGGAAAGUUGAAGAUGUCGACCAAACAGCGGGAAACGAGGUGAAAACCUUGGUAGAGAAAGUAGCUCGCGAACUGCACAAGAAUGCAGAUCACAAGAAAAGUCAACCCAUGAAGAAAUACCUGAGGGAUAAGUUCGAGUUUUUUGGUCUCAGCAGCCCUGUAAGGAAGAGCGUUUGUAAGGAAUUAUUGAAAGAAAAAUUGAACUCAGGUGACACGAGAGACUUCGUGCGGCUUUUAUGGACAAAACCAGAGCGAGAAUUCCAGUACUUUGCAAUCGAUUAUCUCGAGAAGCACUUAGAAUCUUCCACAGACUUUGAAGAGAACAUCCAGUGCAUGAAAGAUUUGAUCACGAACAAAUCUUGGUGGGACACUGUCGAUGCGCUAGCGUCUAAGAUGGUUGGGCAACUCGUGAAGCAACAUCGAGAUUUAGGAAAAGUUAUCAUGGAAGAAUGGAUUAAUCAUGAAAACAUGUGGCUCAGAAGAACCGCCAUACUUCAUCAGCUUUCUUACAAAGAGGAAACCGACGAGGAGAUGCUGUUCCGCUUCUGCAAUCUAAGGGCAGCCGAGGAAGAAUUUUUCAUCCGAAAGGCAAUUGGAUGGGCCCUAAGACAGUACGCUCGGACUUCUGGUUCCAAGGUCAAGAAGUAUCUACUGAAGCACAAGGGGGAAUUAAGUGGCUUGAGCUUUAAGGAGGCUUCCAAACAUUUGCACUUGUAAAGAUAUACCCACACUGCCUCUUGUCUCCUCUAACUUUGACGAGAGGUGUACCCUGCCAAUUGGGACUUUUUCUCCCAGGUUGUAUAAAUAGAUGAAGUUUUCAGUUAUGGUUCAAAAUUUUUUCCUGGUUUGCAGUUUUCUUUAAACUGGUUUGUUUUUAUCACUAUACAAAAAUAUUUAUCAGAGUGGCUGAAAAUUUUCUUUAACGAAAAAACUUCUCCAUAACAUGUCUUUUGUGUUUACAUAAGCCUAGGAUUUCUCUGAUAUAUUACUAUACAAAGAAAAAUAUUUAUCACAGUGACUGAAAAUUUAGGGCUGUCCUGGUGUACCACGGGAGAAUUCCUAUUGUUUUCAUAUCCAUACAUGGAGUUGUGUUGCAGUUCGUUAAUGUUUCGUUCCUUUGUGUACUGGUACAUGAGGACACAACCGAAAAUUUUCUUUAAGGAAAAAGCUUCUUCAUAACAUGUCCAUUGUGUUUAUAUAAGCCUGUGAUUUCUCUGAUGGAAAGUUGAAAUUUUAGAGCCUUUGCAUCCAACCCACAAGCCUUAAUAUCUUUUUAAAGGCAUGCAUUUCAACCCGUAUUUUAGACAUACACACAAAAUAUAUGUACAUGUAAAUCAGAAUUUUGAAUCAAUUAAAACUCAGGAUAACCAA
Molecule: messenger RNA, 1519 nt
Organism: Pocillopora verrucosa
Lineage: Eukaryota; Metazoa; Cnidaria; Anthozoa; Scleractinia; Pocilloporidae
Source: RefSeq, a predicted model, not a curated record